Molecule: messenger RNA, 6981 nt
Organism: Cavia porcellus (domestic guinea pig)
Lineage: Eukaryota; Metazoa; Chordata; Mammalia; Rodentia; Caviidae
Gene: Znf157
Product: zinc finger protein 157
Exons: 4
Coding region: 104-1612 (502 amino acids)
Biological process (GO): regulation of transcription by RNA polymerase II
Molecular function (GO): DNA-binding transcription factor activity, RNA polymerase II-specific; RNA polymerase II cis-regulatory region sequence-specific DNA binding
Source: RefSeq, a predicted model, not a curated record
GUCUGUGGAGCCAUUGAACCUUAGGCCUUACCGGAAGCUGCAGAAUCUUCUGCAUUCAGACCCCUCUACAACUUUGAAAGGGAGGCUGAAGCCUAGGGUGAACAUGCCAGCUAAUGGGAAAUCACCCCAGAGCUUCCCUACCCUGAUUCCAGGAGAACCAGGCAGAUCACUUGAGGGAUCCGUGUCAUUUGAGGAUGUGGCUGUGGAUUUCAGCCAACAGGAGUGGUACCAAUUGGACCCUGCACAGAGAACCAUGCACAAGGAUGUGAUGCUAGAGACCUACAGCAACCUGGCGUCUGUGGGCCUCUGCAUGGUCAAACCAGAGAUGAUCUUCAAGUUGGAGCGAGGAGAAGAGCUGUGGAUAUUAGAAGAGGAAUCCUCAGGCCAUGGUUAUGCUGAAUCCCUCUCAGUGCUGUGUGGCAACACUUCAGUUGGGGACAAUGCCUUCAAUAUUCUUCGGCAUCAGAAGAUUCAAACUUUGAAUGAAAAUGUUGACUAUAACAGAUGUGACAAAGGUUUCCAUGAGGAAACAGCCUUUGUCAGAUGUAAAAGGACACAUGCAGGAAAUAAAAACUUUGAAUGUCAUGAAUGUGGGAAAGCAUAUUGCAGGAAAUCAAACCUUGUUGAACAUCUGAGAAUACACACAGGGGAGAGGCCCUAUAGAUGUGGUGAGUGUGCAAAAACCUUCAGUGCAAAAUCCUACCUCAUUGCUCAUCAGAAAACCCAUACAGGAGAGAAGCCCUUUGAAUGUCAUGAAUGUGGGAAAUCUUUUGGCAGGAAGUCACAACUCAUUCUGCAUCAGAGAACACACACAGGAGAGAGACCCUAUGAAUGUAUGGCAUGUGGGAAAACCUUUUCUGAGAAGGCAACUCUCACAAUUCAUCAGAGAACCCACACAGGGGAGAAACCCUACAAGUGUGGGGAAUGUGGAAAAACAUUUCGUGUCAAGAUAUCCCUUACCCAACACCAGAGAACUCACACGGGGGAGAAACCCUAUGAAUGUAGGGACUGUGGGAAAAACUUUCGGGCCAAGAAAUCUCUAAAUCAACAUCAGAGAAUUCACACUGGGGAAAAACCCUAUGAAUGUGGAGAAUGUGGGAAAUUCUUCCGAAUGAAAAUGACUCUUAAUAACCAUCAGAGAACCCAUACAGGUGAAAAACCCUAUCAGUGUAAUGAAUGUGGGAAAUCUUUCAGAGUGCACUCAUCUCUCGGGAUCCAUCAGAGAAUUCACACAGGAGAGAAACCUUAUGAAUGUAAUGAAUGUGGUAAUGCCUUCUAUGUAAAAGCUCGCCUCAUUGAACACCAGAGGAUGCAUUCAGGAGAGAAACCAUACCAGUGUAGUGAAUGUGGGAAAAUCUUUAGUAUGAAAAAAUCCCUUUGUCAGCACCAGAGAACUCACACAGGAGACAAACCUUAUGAAUGUAGCAAGUGUGGAAAUGCCUUCUAUGUGAAAGUGCGCCUCAUUGAACAUCAGCGAAUUCACACGGGAGAGAGACCCUUUGAGUGUCAGGAAUGUGGCAAGGCUUUCUGCCGCAAAGCACACCUCACAGAACAUCAGAGGACUCAUAUGGGCCACCCCUGGCCUUGUGCUGUAGAGAAAGGUCCUCUUUGAGCCCCUCCACCACAUCAUAUCAAGGCCUUUAGAGCAUUUGAUCACCAGAGCAUAAGAGUAACUCUGUCAUGAUGUGGCACCUAAAUUGGUGUGAACCAGGUCCUGGUCCCCUUGGAAUGCAGCACAUUAUUGUUUUCAUUUGUAUUUCCCUAUUUAGUGAUAAGGUUAAACAUGUUACCUGUCCAUUGGCCAUUUGGAUGUUUUCUCCAGUACAGUGACUCUUCCUGUCUUUUGCCCACUGACUUGUAAUGGGCUGUUCAUCUUUUGUUUCCUGGUUUAAAUGUCACUGUUUUAAUUUAUGAAGUUAUAAAACUCUUUUCAUUUGUAUAUGUUUAAUAUCUUCUUCCAGAUUGACUUAUUGAUUAAUUCUGUUAAAAAUGUUACAUUUUACUAUCAUCAGUUUCAAAGUAAUGAUAUUUACCUAUACUUCCUUCUGAAGUCAAAGGGGGUUUUUUAACAUUUAGAAUUUAAAUUUAUUAUGAGACUUUUUUUCUUUGUCCUCAGGACUGAACCCAAGGCCUUGCAGUGAGCUACAACCCAGCACCUCGCUGAGUUGCAUGGGCUGGGCUCAAACUUGCAAUCCUCGCACCUCAGCCUCCCAAUGUGCUGGGAUUACAGGCAUGUGCCACUUCACCUGUGAACUUUUUGUAGAGUAUGAGGUCUGUAGUAUAUACUACUAUACUGUCUGAUUAGGUUUUUUCACAGCUAAUAUCACAGUAGUUAAAAUUCAGCAGCUGGUGUUUUUCCAUGUGAUGUUACCUUCCCAAGACCUAUAUAUGUUGAUAAAUGCAGGUCUGGUUUACUCAUUACUCUCUCCAAUCUCCUAGUGGAAUAUGUAUUGCUUCUAUGUUUUAUGUCUAAGCCUAGAAAUGGGACUGCUGGAUCACAGGGCCAGUUAUUAGGCUUCUGUGCUCCAGCUCCAAAGUCAUCCUUCUAGAGUGUGCUUUGUGACUCUACAGACUGCAUUCCGUCUUGACAGCUCCUCUCUGUGAGACUAUCCCAAUGAGAGAUACCAGAUCUAAACUUGGGACUGGAGACAGAAGGUACUUUUUGCCUCUUUCCCUGCUUCCUGGAAUAUGCACCUGCCACAGUUUUUUAUUUAUUUAAAGAGAAAAAAAGAAAUAAAAUUAAAAAACAAAGCAGUAAAAGGGUACAAAUAAUACAGAAUUUCAAGGAAAAAAUACAGUAGGAUAUCACUAGUUAAUAGGUUACAUAUUGUCAUCUUUGAAAUAGUUGUCCAAAUUAUAAAAUUAAAGCAUGUAAAGUGAACAUUCAUACAAUGAGAUUGCAGGCAGUGCCGAUCAAUGAUCCAACAAAAGUUCAGUAAUAUGGAUUUCCAUCCUACACACAGCAGUUUUGCCUAGUUGGCAGUUUUCCAGCACUCUCAAAGAUAGCUUGUGGAACCCACCCUUUCUGGGACAAGCAUCAGCUGGCUGGUGCUACAUAUGUAGAGGUAUGAGUUCCAGCCACAAGGGUACCCUCCUCCACCUUACUCAUUUUUUGAAGUACUGGUGAUGGGCCCCAGAAAUGCUUUACUACUGAGCUACAUUCCCAGCUCCUUUUUUAGUUUCCUGGGCUGGACUUGAACUUGUGACACUUUUACCUCGACCUAUAAAUUAUAGUUGGACUUAUAGUUCUGUGCUACCAUGCCUGACACUCCUAAUUUUUAAUAAUUGCAACUUUAUCCCUUCAAUACUACCCUAUCAUGGCUGCUUUUUCUCAUUGCUAUUUUCUUGAUAACUUAAAUGCUCUUUUUGUCUCUUCAGUUAUGUAAUUAACACUUCAUAACUAGUGAAAAAUUAUUUCAAAUAAUUUUUCUCAGUUAAGGAGCCAGGCAUGAUGGCACUUGCCUGUAAUUCCAGCACUCAGGAGACUGAAACAGGAAGAUCACUGUGAGUUUGAGACCAGCCUAAAGUGCAUAAUGAGACCGUGUCUAAAAAACACAAAACAAGGUCAGGGAUUUAUCUCAGUGGUAUAAGCACCUGCCUGGAAAGCACAAGGUCAUGAGUUUGAUUCCAAGCACAAAAAAAUUCUUUCUGUUAAAAUAACAAGUGUGCUUUCUGUUCCAUGACUGCUCUCUGAUAGAUAUAGAAGUUUGUUAACUUUAUUAAGCAUUGAGUUUUCCCCUCCAAAUUGUAUUAGUGUACUCUCAGGAGCAGUUUUUAAGUUUCCAUUUUUCUAUAACUGCCAGCUCUUACUAUCAGUCCUCUAAAUUUUUAAUAGCAACUUUGAUCAUCUGCAUAUAUAUAUAUACAUAUAUAUAUAUAUAUAUAUAUAUAUACAUACAUACAUACAUACAUACAUGUUUUGCCUAUGUGUUAUAUUUCAAAAUAUGUGUUAUGGAGUGCAGAUAUAUGUGUGUAAAAACACACAUCUCUACACAAAACAUUUUGUCUUGUUUAGGCAAUAUUCUUUUGAUUUUACAAACAUAUUCACCAUCUUGGUUGCUCUUGAUGAUUUUAUACAUUCCAUUGAGGAUCAUUUUCCCAUUUGUUUGAAAAAUCUUUUUUGAUCAGUAAGAGUGACUCCUACCCUCGUGUGGUGGUAUAUGUCUAUAUUCUCAUUUACUUGGUAGACUAGACCAGGAGAAUUGCAAGUUCAAGGUCAGUUUGAGCAACUUAGUGAGACCCUUACUCAAAAUAGAGCUAGGGGUAUAAAUUAGUGGCACAGCACUUACCUAGAAUGUGACAGGGCCCUAGGGGAGUUUAAUCUCUGGUACUAGAAGAAAAAAGAGUGAGUCUUUUAUUUUUAGGAGUUGAUGGCACUAUGCCACAGUAAAUAGAUACUCUGUUGAAAUACUUUUUCCUUUUUCUUCUUGAAUGUCUAGUGACUAUGAUGACCCAGGUUAUUUGAAUUGAUCUUCAGAUGCAUCAUAAUAUAGCAUCAAAUUGAAUUUACAUAUUACACUUUCUAAAUUACCUAUAUCCCUCUUUUUUGGAGGUAUUAGGGAUUGUCACAGCAAUGUAUUUGCUAACUGUAUCCUAGCUACCAUCACUCUUGUCUGCUGAUCCUCAAUUAAUCAUAAGAGCAGAGACUUUAACUUCUAUGAGCUCCCGGUGUCUUCUGAGUCCACACUGGCCUCUCCUUCCGAGUUACUCAGUGUCUUUGACUCUUAUAAAACACAAUCACAGUGUUUGUUGAUCCUACAUUGAUCUCUAUCACUGAAGCCACUGCCCAGUGUCCAGAUGCAAUGAUGCCCCUGUAUGGCACCAACACCCCACCUCCAAGCCCAUCCUCAUUAGGCUCAACCCCACAACUGCUGACCACUCACCAUUCUUGUUGAAUCCAUCUCAUGUUUCUCGGUCACAAUAGCUGCCCACCCUUUGGCAGUAUAACCACAUGUCUGCUAAACUUGAUCACAAAUACAGGGCAGGGUCUUUGAUGUUCAUAAAGAAUCAGCCCACUGUUCGCUGACUCCACAUUAUCUUUAAGCACUUUGCUGAUUAGCCACUUAACACCUCUAAAGUAGUUUUGCUUCUAUCAUAGUAUUGGCCCAUUCAUUGUCCCCACCCACAUGGAGGCUGAUUCCUCACUUCUCACCUAGUGUGGUAUAAGUGAGCCCCUGAAACCAAAUAUAGUACCAAAUCCUACAUAUACAGUGUUUUUCCUAUGCAUACAUACCUAUGAUACAGUUUAAUUUAUAAAUUAGGUCCAUAAAGAGAUUAACAUAUACUGUAAUAAAAGCUGGACAGUGUAAGAUUCCAUCAUGAUGCUCAGAAUAGCACGCAAUUUAGACCAUGAAUUAUUUUGGGGUUUCUGUUUAAUAUUUUCAGACUGUGGUUCACUGCAGGUAAGUGACACCACAAUAAGAAAAGUCAUGAAUUGGAGGACGGUGCUGUAUACCCUAGAUACUGCUGGGGACAUUAAUCAACAAGUUGGAAUUGCAGGCUGCAGAGGGAGCAUCUUCUUUCCAGUUCAAUGUCUGUGACUGAUCUGCCACAGGAAAGCAACCCUUACAGAAAACUCCGGCUUCCAAGCCCUGAUGUGCUUGGAAGCCUCUUGAAGGGAGAUCGGUGCCCUUAAAGUCACUAUGUUUCCUGUCAUUACUCUUCUAGAAAAUCUACAAAAGUAAAUAUUCGCCAGCAUUGAGUAUGUCUGUAUGAGACUCUGAAGAGACUUUGCCACUGAGAGAAAGCAUGUGGGGUAACAGCCAUGUGAGGUGUGCACCAUGGGAAGCAGCUCAGUGGUUGACCUGAGGACCAGCCCUUCUUUCACCUGAGUCCUAGUCUUGUCCCUAAAAUGUGGACAUUCCAGUCCCUACUCAUAAUCUUCCAAAGGUUUGUGCUAAGUUUGAGGGUUCUUUGCACCAUGGAUAUUUUUCAAGCCAAAACACAAAACAUUCAUAAUAAUAACUUAACAUGGAAUAUUACUAAUAGUGAUUUAAUUUAUAGACUGGCAGUAUUGUAUAAUGGUUAAGAACAUGAAUGCUGGAGCCAGAUCUCUAUUCAAAUUCUACCCCUAAAUGAUAGCAAAAGUAUACUCUAUAAACACAAAGUAAAUACAUUGGAUUGAAUCACAUUUAAAAUUUUUUGCUACAAAUAUACUACAAAAAAAGUAAAAAGUCAAUCCACAGAAUGGAAUAAGAUAUUUGUAGAGUAUAUCUCUGCUUAGAGAUUUGUAUCCAGUAUAUAUAAAGAAUUCUCACACUUUGAUAAUAAAAACAAACCAACUAAACAUGGGCAAGUGAUCUGAGUAGAUAUUUCUUCAAAAGGCAAUAAGAUUCACUAAGAUGCUCACUCUGGUUUGACUAUUGUCUUUUUUGGAAGUCCUGUAAUGUUUACAAUGCCUAAGUUUUAUUGGUCUUGUUCUCUACUGUUUUGUCCAACUUUAUAAUAUCUAAUGAGAUAGACAAUUCUUUUUAAGGAAACAAAAGACAACGUUGAUAACCAUUGUUGAUAACCUUGUACUCUGUUCUACACCAUGUGCUAUGUCUAUCCUUGGUUUUGACUGACAGCUUUGUUUUGCCAUAUUUGACUGUAUUCUCUCCCCCCCAAAAAAGUAAUAAGCACUAAGGAGUAAUAAAAUCCAAAAUGUGUAAAUUUUGUUGUAAAAAAGAGAGGGAAAAAAAGAGCUCUAGCGGAUAUAACAGCAAGUGUGUUUAGGGGUGUUAAAUAGCUGACUAUAUCAAUGUUUUUGGAUCAUUGAACACGGCUGUUUGCAGUCUCCCUGUUUGAAUGUCCACCUUGUAUUCUUUGAUACUGUGAUUUGAGCAACUAUUUUCAAGAUGAUAAUAUGGAAUCUAUUAACAGGUGAUUUCUUACUGUUAUGUUUUUUUUUUUGUAGUUCUGUAUUACGUGUACCCUUACACCACUUUGUUUUGUUUUGUGUUUUUCUCUUUUUCCUCUUAAAUAAAAUUUUUUAAAAAAAGA